AUGGGUGGUGGCCUGGAUCUCGCAGCGAUUCUUCUUGACUUGCAACGAAUGCGACUCGAGCUCGAAAGCGUUGCUUCGGAGUCGAUCUUGGAGCUCGUGCAGGCUGCACGCUAUCCUACGCAAGGUUUCUUUAGAAAUGGGUUGCGCUGGUCGCUGGAAUCGUCACAGGAGAUGUUCGUUAUUCGAAAGGGCAGUAUUCGUGGACGAAAUCUGCAUGUCUUCAACACCAUACGAAUGAUGCGAAUAAGAAGCCAGUGGCAGGUCGAACUUUUAAGAGCCCUAAAAAUCAAGGCCGAGUUUCGUGAUCUCCAUAUUAAUUCGUCAUUAGUGGACGAGUUAACUGAUCGGAUGCAGCUGCGGAAGAGCGACCGUAAACUUGUCUACGAUGGCUUGCCAAUGGUAUAUGUGAAUGGGAAAUACUUCGGUAAUGAUUCCACACUGAUUCAAGAAAACGACAACAACAAUCUUGUUAACAUCUUACGAGAUUUCCAGGGUCGACUAGAAUGCGCUACUUGUCAAGGCAUCGGUUAUACUGUGUGUAGAUUCUGCAGAGGUGGGAAGAAGAUUCAGGAGACGUUCCGCGUGCGGUUACGUUGUACACGUUGUGAUCGGAAUGGCAUCGCACACUGUCCGAGCUGUUCUUCUUCUUAA
Angiostrongylus costaricensis is the source of this 651-nucleotide messenger RNA. The record is from the annotation of a GenBank genome assembly. NCBI's taxonomy places the organism in Eukaryota, Metazoa, Nematoda, Chromadorea, Rhabditida, Metastrongylidae.